Molecule: messenger RNA, 1936 nt
Organism: Exaiptasia diaphana
Lineage: Eukaryota; Metazoa; Cnidaria; Anthozoa; Actiniaria; Aiptasiidae
Product: 2-hydroxyacyl-CoA lyase 1
Exons: 18
Coding region: 108-1820 (570 amino acids)
Biological process (GO): fatty acid alpha-oxidation
Cellular component (GO): peroxisome
Molecular function (GO): catalytic activity; thiamine pyrophosphate binding; magnesium ion binding
Source: RefSeq, a predicted model, not a curated record
UCGGGUAUAUUAGGUGAUGACCUGCACUCUGGCAUGCACUAUAUUUUAAAAAUCUGAUCUUCGACGAGUUUUGAUCUUUUGUCACCAAGCGUUAACGAGUGUACAACAUGGCCGUCGUUACCGGUGCUGAAGUUAUCGCAAAAGCUUUGAAAGCACAAGGUGUUGGGUAUAUAUUCGGAGUAGCUGGACGAUAUACUUUGAAAAUAGCUURUGCUGCACAACAGAUAGGAAUAAAAUACAUAGGCACGAGAAAUGAGCAAUCGGCCUGUUAUGCUGCGUCAGCCAUGGGAUAUUUCACACAAAGACCUGGUGUUUGCCUUGUAAUUGCUGGUCCAGGCUUUUUGAAUACUAUUAGUGGAAUGGCCAAUUCGACUGCAAACUGCUGGCCAAUGAUUGUGCUUAGCCAUUCUGCCGGUGCCAAUGAAGAGCAUAUGGGAUCAUUYCAAGAAUAUGCACAGGUUGAAGCCGCAAAGCCUUACUGUAAGUUCUCAGCUAAAUCGACCAGUGUGUCCAAGAUAGGUUUUCUYAUGGAAAAGGCAUUCAGAACCAGUAUGUAUGGUCGACCAGGGGUUUGUUAUCUGGAUUUUCCUUCAAAUUUGAUCACAGAAAAAGUAGACGUCAAAUCUAGCUUCACUAGUGAUGCGCCAAAAUGUGAAAAUCCUCCCAGGAGUUUAGCUGACCCYAAUAACGUAUCUCAAGCAGUGGACACAAUACUGGAAGCAAAGAAACCUUUGAUAAUCAUUGGAAAAGGUGCAGGUUAUGCAUUUGCCGAGGGUCAAAUAUUAGAUCUAGUGAACAACACUAACAUUCCAUUCCUCACCACCCCUAUGGGGAAAGGAGUUGUGCCUGACGACCACCCCCAGUGUGUAACUGCUGCAAGAGAACAGGCUUUACUUGAUGCCGAUGUAAUUCUUCUACUUGGUGCGAGGCUGAAUUGGAUCCUUGAUUAUGGAAAACCUCCAACGUUUUCAGAAAAUGUCAAAAUCAUUCAGGUAGAUAUUUGUGCUGAGGAACUGGGCAAUAAUGUACGACCUAAGGUUUCUUUGCUUGGAGACCUGGCACUAGUAGUUGAUCAGCUAACCAGUGAAAUAUCGAGGCGUUCCCAUGACAAUCCAGAGAAGCAGAGAUGUGGAUCACGUGACUGGCUAAGGCAAUUACAAACUGAAGCAAGCAAAAAUAUUGGUCAUACAGAGCAACUGGUACGCGAAGAAUCAUUUCCUAUGAGUUACUAYCAAGUGUACGGUCAGAUAAGAGAACUUUUGCCAAGAGAUUGUGUUGUCAUUAACGAAGCAACUCUUGGAAGUGUUCGGGUAUGCCGAACAGUAAUACCAAGUUUCUUACCUAGACAAAGGUUUGACCUUGGGUCGUUUGUAACUGUAGGAGCUGGGAUAGGUUUUUCUAUUGCAGCUGCAUUGGUUGCAGAAAACGAGGCAAAACAUGGUGAUUCAGUUCGAAGAGUAGUGUGUAUACAAGGUGACAGUUCGUUUGGAUUUUAUGGGAUGGACGUAGAGACAGCUGUAAGAUACAACUUACCAAUUGUAUUUAUUGUCAUCAACAACAACGCAAUUGGSUACGGGUUUUCUGAAAACGACUGGAAGGGMAUARAAGAUCCUGGCUUACAAUUACCUUCAACAGCGCUGUGUCCUAAUGUAAGAUACGAAAAAAUCAUCGAGGCCUUUGGCUGCAAAGGUUUCUUUGUAGAAACCAAGAUACAAUUCCAAGAUGCACUAACUAAGGCAUUUGACGAAAUUAAAAACAAGAAAAAACCAGUUUUGAUAAAUGUGAUGAUAGACCUGACAUUUGAAAACGUUCUGGCUUGAACUACUGCACUUCAAGAAUGCUUACUGUCAAGAUUAAAUACAAAUGUACAGUGAAUUGUUAAUCAUAACUAAUUGCACGCAGUCAUCAGUAUCAUCCAUGAUGUCCUUAAAGGAAA